Molecule: messenger RNA, 330 nt
Organism: Anisakis simplex (herring worm)
Lineage: Eukaryota; Metazoa; Nematoda; Chromadorea; Rhabditida; Anisakidae
Source: the annotation of a GenBank genome assembly
AUGCUUGUUUCAAUGACCUUUAUAUUCUCAUCGCUGUUGGAGCUGGCUAUUGUUGGCUAUAAAGUGAAGGAUAUGGACAGUAGUGGUGUCAAGAAGCGAAAGAUCUCUUGUAAGAAGGUAAAGAACAGCUCUUUAAAGGUAGAAGGAACUGAAACAAGUCCAAAGGGUGUGUGCCGAUUUCAAAAACGAUUCAUGUUUCCCGUCGAAGGAUUCGAGUUGAAAUGGCAUCGUUCAAGGUGGAAAUCCCGACCGUGGACACCAGAUCGCAUCGAUCGGCUCUCCAGUAUCGCCUUUCCAGCCUUCUUCGCUUGCUUCAACGUUCGUCUCUGA